Messenger RNA from Penicillium atrosanguineum, 1080 nucleotides. RefSeq names its product rhomboid family protein. The record is from RefSeq and is a predicted model, not a curated record. The coding region runs from base 1 to 1080 and encodes 359 amino acids. Gene Ontology annotation, cellular component: membrane; Golgi apparatus. Lineage: Eukaryota; Fungi; Ascomycota; Eurotiomycetes; Eurotiales; Aspergillaceae. Gene Ontology annotation, biological process: retrograde vesicle-mediated transport, Golgi to endoplasmic reticulum. The transcript has 2 exons.
AUGCCGCUCCGAGUCAAUAUCCCUCCGGCUACGCGUAUCUGUCUCAUCAGCUUGCUCGCCCUCUCCUUCCUUUAUAACGUUGCGAGAUGGCGACAACUUGACACCUCCGCCGGCAGCGUCCAGGCCACCCCGGUCAUUCCCUACCUUACACUCGUUCCCUCCUUCUUCUACUACUACCCGUGGACUCUCGUCACGGCCACUUUUGUCGAGCAGAAUAUCUUCACCGUGGUUUUGAACGUGGCGACGGUCUUCUAUGGUGCGAAGUAUCUCGAGCGCGCGUGGGGUUCCCGCGAGGUCAGCAAGUUUAUUGCCGCCGUCAUCGUGAUCCCCAAUGCCGUGAUUAUUCCAAUCUAUCUCAUCUGGAGUGCUGUCGCUGGCUCCCCCAGCAUAGGCCUCACCCAGAUCUGCGGCGGUGUGGCCAUCCAGGCCUCCUUCCUCGUCGCUUUCAAGCAACUCGUCCCCGAGCACACAGUCACUGUCUUCAAGGGCCUGGUCAAGAUGCGUGUGAAACAUUUCCCGGCUCUGUUUCUGCUCCUCAAUACCCUCAGUGGCAUCCUGAUCGGAACAGAUACCGCUGCCGUCUUGGCUUGGCUUGGCCUCCUGACCAGCUGGACCUACCUUCGAUUCCACAAGCAGCAGCCUGACCUCACCGGAACUUCGAUGAAUGGCCUCGGAAUCAAGGGCGACGCCAGUGAGACCUUUGCGUUUGCCUGCCUAUUCCCCGACGUGAUGCAGCCGCCGAUCGCCUUCGUCGCCGAUCAGGUUUAUGCACUCUUCGUGGCCGUUAGGAUCCUGAGACCGUUCUCCGAGGAUGAUAUCGCCUCCGGAAACCAGCAGGUGCUAGCCCGAGGCGAAGCUGGUCUCCCAACUCUCCUCAGCCAGCGCGGCGGAGGCUCGCGAGGUGCCGGCAAACGCGAAGAGGCUGAAAGGAGACGUGCCCUGGCCCUUAAGGCCUUGGACCAGCGCCUUCAAGCGGCAUCUGUGGGAGGCCCACAAGCCGGGCCGUCAGCUCAACCGCCGUCAGCACCUGUUGGCCAGAGCAUGCUGGGAGAAACCAGCUACAACCCGGACAAUGCAUAG